Molecule: messenger RNA, 142 nt
Organism: Racocetra fulgida
Lineage: Eukaryota; Fungi; Glomeromycota; Glomeromycetes; Diversisporales; Gigasporaceae
Source: the annotation of a GenBank genome assembly
CUCACAAAAAAUCGGUUCCGUUAUUCAUUCAUGGCUUAUUAAAAAAUUGUUAAGCACGAGUGAACAUAUUCCUAUUUUAGAGGAACCACUUUGGGCCUUAGCUGAGGGUAUAAUGGUCCAAUUAAGAAAGAGUAAGUGUUAA